GUCAUCCCAGUACCUUACUCACAUGAACGUUCGUGGACCAUAUGGACCUUCGUUCUUAUAGUUGUUAAUUUUAUUGCUAACAUUCUCAAGUGACGUUCUCAUCAGAUACAAUGAUCCCUGUGAUUGCAAGGCAAAGCAUGCAUGUGCAUAUUUAAGAGAACGAAUCAGCGUCUCUUUACUGUGGGCCUCCAGGAUCUCGACUAUGAUGCUCGUUGACUUCCAGGUUUCUCUGCUCUUCGCUGCCCUCUUUCUGCGAGUUCAUGGUGCACCUACCUCGUCUAAGCCUCUGUCCAAGCGCGACUCGAUACCCAGUUAUGCCUUGACCUACGCGCCUUACACAUACCUGUACUCUGGUGAAAGUUGGUGGCAGUCCGAUAUAUCCGUUCAUCUUCAGCAUACCACUCCCGAGGUUGAUUAUACGUCCCUCGGAUAUCAAGCGACAGUCGAAACCCUCGACAGUGUACCGUCAGACGCGUAUCUUACGUCCGAUGAUAAUGUCGAAGAUAACCCCGCAUGGUUGCUGUCCACCUCUAACAAGCCUGAUUCCUCCGGCUACAGUCCCGCCCCUGCCACCAUAAUUUGCGUGGAAAAAGAUGGAGGCAUCGUCGACGCUUUCUAUUUCUACUUUUACUCCUAUAAUCAUGGAAACACAGUGUUAGGACUUGUUUUUGGCAAUCAUGUCGGGGACUGGGAGCAUUCAAUGGUCCGCUUUGUCAACGGGUCGCCCGAAUACGUCUACCUAUCCGCCCACUCCGGCGGUACAUCCUAUACCUACGAUGCGCUCGCCUCCCAGAACGGCCGCGCCGUCACAUACGUAGCUACCGGGACGCACGCUAACUAUGCCACAGCUGGACAGCAAGAUUACACUCUCCCCUUCGGUCUUCUGCACGAUACCACCGAUGCUGGUUUCUUCUGGGACGUCACGAAGAACUUCCGAGGGUUCUGGUAUGACGUUUCCUCUGGCGAUUUCAGCAGUGCGGGGGGAGUCGACGUGGGCGGUAGCGAGCAGGUCAGCGAAGGCGUCAGCUGGCUCGACUGGUUAGGCUUUUGGGGCGAUGAGCAGUACCCCGACAGUGACGAUAGACAGUAUUGUAUAUUCGGAGAGUGUCACUAUGUUAGUGGACCCACAGGCCCAAUAGACAAGGACCUCGACCGAACCGAUGUCUGUCCCGACACUGGCGACUGCGAUAUCCAGACGUCGAUCUCGUCCCGGAGCAUUGAAAUCAGAGCCGGCGGCGCUGAUGGAACUGUGUUUGCUGAAUAUGCUGAAGAAUUUGCCAAGUUCAAGGCUGAAGUGGAGAGCAGCAAGGCCAAUUAUACCAUUUAACUUCUCUUGAAAGAG
Messenger RNA from Guyanagaster necrorhizus, 1342 nucleotides. RefSeq lists its product as uncharacterized. Bases 203 to 1327 code for a protein of 374 amino acids. Gene Ontology annotation, biological process: protein targeting to vacuole. Lineage: Eukaryota; Fungi; Basidiomycota; Agaricomycetes; Agaricales; Physalacriaceae. Gene Ontology annotation, cellular component: fungal-type vacuole membrane. The transcript has 5 exons. The record is from RefSeq and is a predicted model, not a curated record.